Messenger RNA from Mercenaria mercenaria, 12251 nucleotides. RefSeq names its product microtubule-associated protein futsch-like. The transcript is spliced from 5 exons. Gene Ontology annotation, molecular function: microtubule binding; actin binding. Gene Ontology annotation, biological process: dendrite development; microtubule cytoskeleton organization; axonogenesis. Gene Ontology annotation, cellular component: synapse; microtubule; dendrite. Lineage: Eukaryota; Metazoa; Mollusca; Bivalvia; Venerida; Veneridae. The record is from RefSeq and is a predicted model, not a curated record. The coding region runs from base 61 to 5640 and encodes 1859 amino acids.
GAUUGUAGCAGUGGAGUGAUCGACAGCUGUCUGACUCAGUCAUUUUGCUACAGAAUUGCGAUGGAUAACUUGAAUUCGGAAGGAGGGAUUGAUUCCCAAAGUGGUGCAGUUAAAGGAGCUGCACUUUUACUUGUGAUCGGUGAACCCUUUUCAGAGGAACAUAAAAAGCUUAUUCUUGGAGAGAUUUCUAAAGGAUUUCGAUGCUGGGAUAUAGAUGCAACGGGUAUUGAUGUAAAUGAUGAACUUGCACAGAUUGCAAACAAAGCAGAUCUCGGAGAAGAAGGCCCAAAUGCUACCAAGUAUGGAUACCAUUUGAAGGAGGGGGAGAGAGUUAUUCGACACAGCUCAGAAGGCCUGUCAACUGAGAUACUGGUGAACCCCCAGGCACAGACGGUGACUAUUGCAGUUAAAAAUUUCCUGACGACACCAACCAAACACAAACACCUGAUAUAUUCUGGACAUGCUUUCCAGGGCUCUGGAGCAUGGAUUCUCCAAGAUGACACAUUCACAUUCAAUAACUUUGCUCAUGUGUUCAGAGAUCAAGAUAUUGGUAAUGCGGUUCGUCAACAACAAGGGAGCAGCCUCUACAUUUACACUGGAUCCAAUGGGGACUGGACCAAUGGUCACAUAGCCAAGAAUGACUUUUCUAAACUGUUAGAUGUUAAAUUAAAUCCAACGGAUAAACUAGAAAAUUUGCAUGGUGUGUUACAAUUCACAGCAUAUAUUAGCAAUUUUGUAAGAGUUAGGCAGUUAAAUGAAUUAUUGCAGUCAUCCGACGUCGUAGGAAACAUAAGAUUUAGUCGCCCUACACUUUAUAUCUUCCCAGGAUGCCAGGGUGAUUCGGCACUUUUCGGUAUCAGUGGUUUUAACCUAUUGGUUAAUGGUGGAUACAGUAGAAAAGCAUGUUUCUGGGAUUUCACUCGACACUUAGAUAGAAUUGACGCUGCCUUAAUGACGCAUCUUGGUACAGACAACCUGUACGGAUUUGGUUCAGUUUUACAGAGAAAGAGCAUUGAGAAUGUACACCCAGAGAUCGGAUUCAUGUAUGUAAAUGCCUCUGAUAAAAUCAAGUCUCACCCACACACAGAAGCAAGUAUGCCGAAAGAAGAAACAUUGCAAGUGAAUUUAGCUGAAGAAGGUAACAAAUUGAUACAGUAUGCUAAACAAAUUGGACCAAUUCCACAGUCAUGUUCCCGCACCCAGUCUGGCCAGACAAUAGAACCAAUCAAUUUGUACCACAAGGUAGGGAUUGGUUCCUUGGAUAUGUACAUCUUGAACCCUAUCACAGACAGCAAGGAAAUGAAAGAGUUCUAUCAGCAGUGGAACCAGAACGUAUCCCAUUUUGGAACCAAUCAGCAUAUGUCUCUCCCAAACACCCUGUCAGUUUGUGCUUUGCUUGUGUGGCAACCAAGUAAUCCCAAUGACAAUAUCACAAGAAUCUUCUUUCCUGGUAAUGCUCCCCAGCACAAGGUGCUAGAGGGUUUGGAGAAACUGAAGAAUCUGGAUAUUUUGAAGCAUCCACAGUGCUCUAAGGCAUCUUUGACUGCCAAACCAGCGGCAAAGAAACCAGCAGGACUUUCUUCUAGGCCACCAGCUAGGUCUAAAAUUUCCCCAGUUACUACUCCUAAAAAUGAAGUUGCUAAAAAGGAAGUGAAAGAAGCACCUGCACCUAAGCCCUCUACUCCAAGAUCCAAAGCUGCUCAGACACCUUCCCAGAAAGCAAAGAGGGAAAAGGAAGAUGUUAACAAAAAGACAAUGAAAGCUCCAGAAAAAGUUAGUAAGACUGAAAAACCUGAAAAGGCAGUUAAAGCAGAGAAAACAGAGAAAUUGAGUAAGGCUGGGAAACCUGAUAAAGUCAACAAGCUGGAUAAAACUGACAAAGUAAACAAGGCUGAGAAAAUUGACAAAACUAACAAGGCAGAGAAAACUGAUAAGCCCAAGAAAACUAGUAGUCCACCAAAGGGGUCUGCGAAGAGUUCAACUUCCUCUACACCAACAACUUCCUCCACACCAAAGGAAGCAGCAUCUCCAGUUAAAGAACCAACAUUAAUUGGUAAACAGGAAGAGCCAGCUGAGAUGAAUGCUGCUCCGCAAGCUUCUGUCCCAGACAUUUUAGACACUGCCCCACAAGCUGAACCACUUAUGAAUGGAAACCAGGAGUCAUCAGUUGAUCCACCAGCCUUCUCUUCAGAGCCGCUUCAGCCAGUGCAAGCAAUGACAACAGAGCAGCCAGAGUCUCUUAUAGACAUUACACCAUCCUCUGUCCCAGAACCAAGUCAGUUUUCUACUGAACCGACUGGUGCACUUGACAGAGAAAAGAUGCUUGAACUAGGUAUCUAUGAUGAAGACCAUGAUAUUGAACAAGAUCUGAAUGCUCAGCAACCUCCUGAUAAUUCAGACAAAAGACUGCCACAGAUGUUUGGUGGUAUGGCUGAUAGUAUGCACGAAGAUUUAAUGGAUGACAUGUCUGCCCAAAAUGCCAUGCAAGGAAGUUUCCAUGGGGAUCUCAUGUCUGGAAGUAUGCAUGAAGCCAUGUUUGAUAACAAAAGGCCAUAUGAUGGACCGUUUGGUCAGAAUGGUGACACAGCUAUAGAAGAAGUAACUACUCCUGAAGAUGAUACAUCAGAAGAAAUACAACCACAAGCUCUCCCUGAACCUGUAGCUUAUGCUCCAGAAAGCUAUGGACAGGAACCUGAUGUUAUCCCAAUUGUUAGUGCUAAAGAGGAAUCCCAAGCCAUCUCUGAGCCAGAGGUUACACCAACUUCACAGGAACCUGAUUUACUACCUGUGAAACAAGAGACAGAAGAAUCGCAUGGUUAUGACGAGGAAAGUACUGUUCCAGUUGAAGAUAAAGCUGGAUAUCCUGCUAUGUUAGAAACACCAGAUGAAGUAGAAAACACUUUACCAGAAGAUAUACAAGAGAAAGACUUAAGUGAAGAAACAGAGAAAGAAGUGAUCCCAACUGAUGAGCCAUUUAUUGAAGAAAAAGUACAUAGCGAACCAGAUGAUAGAGAGUUUGAAGCAAGUGAGCAAGCAAUCAAGGAAGAAACUCUUGUGGAGCCUAGUGAAGAGGUUCUUCCAAAAGACACUGUUAUUGCAGAUGAUGUAGGAGCUGAACCACUUCAAACUACAGAUCCUAAUGAACAAGUUGGUAAGGAUUUAGGCCUAGCUGAAACUGAAUUUGAAGAAAAACCAUAUGCAGAGGAGAAAGAACCUGAAUUGCCUCUUAAUGAAAAUGCAGGCAUGGAAAUUGGGGACAAACAAAUAGAAGGUCAGAAGGCUUUUCAGUUGGAAAAUAAUAUAAUGCCAGAUGAUAGAGAGUUUGAAGCAAGUGAGCAAGUUGCUAAAGAGGAAGCACUUUAUGAGCCUAGUGAAGAGGUUCCUCCAAAAGAAUCUGUUAUUGAAGAUGAUGUGGGAGCUGAAUCAUUUCAAACCACAGAAGUAAAGGAACAAGUUGAUAGGGAUAUAGGUCUGGCUGAAACUGAAUUUGAAGAAAAACCAAAUGCAGAGGAAAAAGAACCUGAAUUACCUCUUGUUGAAGAUUCGGGCUUGGAAGAUGGGAACAAACUAAUUGAAAGUCAGAAGGCUUUGGAAUUAGAAACUGACAUAAUGCCAAAUGCUGCUCAAAAGGAUGAGUUGCUGGUGGAUACUUCUGAGCGAUUUGAAGACAGAAGUGCUCCAGAAUUUUCACCUGAGCCAGAAUUGACUGCUCAAGACAUUGAGCCUGAGCUUGAAACAGUUCAGCGUGAUACCCCUGAGGUUCCUGAUGUCAUAGAAAGACCAAUUAGUCCAGAGCCUGACCAGCUGGAGCAAGAAAAGGUGAUAAAGGAACCCAUGGAAGAGGAAAGCCUUAUUUCCCAGCCACUAGAAUCAGAAAAUAAAUUAGAGAAAAGAAAUGAUGCAUGCAUUGAAAAUGAUUUUGCAUCACUUGAAGAUAAUCAUCAUCAUUCUGAGCAAGGUGAUGAAUAUGAAAAAGGAGAAGCACCAGAAUCCGAAGAAGAAAGGGCAGAAAGUCCUGACUCUCAGUUAGGUGCCCAAGAUAUCAAUAGAGAUUCUCUUGAAAGAGAUAAUGUCAAGGAGCCCAGUCCAUUUUCCAGUGAUGACCAAAGAGACAGUAUUGAGAGAGAAGUUGAAGAACCAGCUACAGAAGGUAUUGAAGAGACACAGAGGGACAGCAUUGAGAGGUCACUUAGUCCAGCAGAACAAGAAAAGACGGAAAAGCAAUUUGCUUCAGCUACUGAAAAUGAACAAAAAGCAAGUGUUGAAAGAUCACUGUCACCUAAUGAAGAGGCAGAACAGAGGCAAAGCAUGGAGAGAUCAGCAUCACCAGAACAAAGAGAAAGCACAGAAAAAUCAUUUGAAGAUGAAAGUGAUGAUUCAGAGGAAGAUGAUGAUGAUGACGAGGAAAGUAGCUCUUUUGAACAAGAGGAAGUGACAGAUGAAAAAUGCUUGAUACAGGAUAGUGUAAGUGAUAACCAAGGAGUAAAAGGUGAUGAAGGAAAGAUAAUUGAAACAGAUAGUCUUGCUGCUCCAACAGAUUCCUUAGCAGACCAGCAAAGUGACAAUCUUUUGACAACAGAAUCAGACUAUACAGAUGCUAGUUAUGGUGGUCAAAUUGGAUACCACGAGAUAGAUGAACAGGAGGGAGAUUCCGUUGAAGGAAUCGAUGAGAAAGAUGCUUUUGCUUCUGCACCUGUUCAAAAGACAAAUCCAUUUGGUGAUGGAUUUGAACAGUUUGGUACCCCGAGUUUUGGAUCAGGCCCAAUGAGCAACCGUUUUGAAACAACUGAACAGCCUGGAACAAACCCAUUUACUAGUUAUGAAAAAGCAUAUGAAGAUGAGUCUAGUUCACCUGAUAAUGAUGUGGGACCAUCUGGAGGACCUGCUGGGUUCAAUCCUCUGUCAGAGUGGGGUGAGCCAAUGGGUCUUCCCUCACCAGCUCCACCAGAGGAGAAAAAUGAAGCAACAAAAAAAGGAGCUAAGAAAGCUUCAAGUGACACAAAGAAACCAGAUUCAAAGAGGCCAACAUCAGCAACCAAGAAACCAGCACCAAAACCAGCUACAAGUAAUGGUGUCCCUGACAAGUCUAAGAACCGGCUCUCGUUGGGAGGGGCUACUGGUAAUGCCUCAAGACUUUCAAUGGGCAGUAAGACUGCUCCAAAACCACGACCAGCAACGGCUCCUGCUAGCAGUGAGUCAAAAUCUAGAGUCAAUGGAACAAAGAGGCCUGCAACCUCCACAGGUUUAAGAGCAUCACCUGCAGCCGUUAAAAUGCCACCCCUCCCACCUUUUCAUCCAUUUAAUGUGGACCUUACAUAUAUUCCAAACCACGGUAAUUCAAGUUAUAGCGAUGUAGAAUUCUUCAAGCGUGUGCGAGCUAGAUAUUACGUACUCAGUGCUCUUUCACCAAACACACACAUUUUGGAUGCCCUGCUUGAAGGAAAGAAGACCUGGGAAGACAAGUCACUAGCCGUUACCGUGAUACCAACAUACGAUAAUGAAACUCUGAGGUUAUGGAUGACUUUGCACAAAGAAAAGUUAGCAGAAGAAAAAGUAGAGAUCGCGCCGUCAGCCAGCAGGUGCACGAUUCAGCUGCAAGACCAUGAGACAAGCUCCUCGGCAUACAGAUUAGAGUUCUAGUCAUUUAUGUUAAAUAACUUUAAUGCUUAAAAUGUUGAAUGGAAAUGUGCUGUCAAUCUGCUUCUAAAUCCAAAGGUUGUCUUACUGCACAUCAUACUAAACUUUUUUAGUUUUUCAUACAUUGAAAUUUAGUAUGAAACAUGUUCUCUGAAAGAGGCGGUAUACAAUAGUGCUAUAGUGAAGUAUAGAAAAAUAUGACAGUUUCGUUUGCAAAAUGCUACAAGGUUUGUGUGAAUAAUUGACAAUGUGAUAAAGAAGGGAACAAAACGUUCUGUAGACAUUGUGUUUGUGUAAUGUACAUUGGUGAAUCUCUUAUUUAUAGCUAUAGUUUGUGCAAACAAAUGCCAUGGUUUGAUUUAUGAUAUAACAUAGUUAGAAGCUUCAAAACUGUGUAAUAUUAUUUUGUAAAUGUUUACACUUGAACCUUUCUUGAAAAAAAACAACAACCCUGUCCUUCAGUUUAAGAUGAAAGAUUUGUGCCAUUUAAAAGACAUAGUGUAAAUUCAAUGUUCACAAUUGUUUAAACCAGAUAACUACAUUAAGUUGUAAAAUGAUACCUAAAUCAGGUUUUUUACAGCUGUAUAUGUAAUAAACAUUCGUUGGGUACUACUCCCUUGUUUUUUUUUAGAAUGUAUUGACACUAAUGGGAACAAUUUUUCUAUGAAUAAAGUUGUUGUAAAUGUCAGUAUAUGUUAAAAGAAAUAGAAAAAAAUAACAAACAAAUAUAACUGCAUGUGAUUCUGUCUCCUAUGUGUUAUUGGAGCUUUAAAUGGAUACACUUUAGGAAGUUAAAUUGUAAUAAUGGAAAAUACAUGCAGAUAAUGGGUCCACAGAGUUAGCAUUUAUAGCAUUGAUUUCUGAAUUAAUAAAAUGACAUUAAUUGCUGAAUUAGCUAGACAGUUAGCAUCAGUUGUUGAUUUAGUCGAACAGUUGUCAUUUAUUGCUGAAUUAACCAAAUAAAUAGCAUUUAUUGCUGAAAUUAGUCAAACCGUUGGCAUUAAUUGCCAAAUUAUCCCAGCAUUUAGCAUUAAUUGUUUAAAACAGAUGAAAAGUUAGCAUUUAUUGCUAAUUAAGUCAAACUAAAAAAUUCAUCAUCAAUAUUUAGUAUGUUUACCAAACAUAAUCAAAAGAUAAUGUGACAAUGUGUACCUGUUACCGGCAUGUAUAUAUACACAACUACAACAAUUUUCUACAUGACUGUAUAUACUUAUAUAUAACCUGUUCUAGCAGUAUUCAUUAUAGUUAUUAAGUGUGAUGUGUAGCAGUUACAAAUAAGUGUAUAUCUUUUGUAAGUUGUUGUUGCAAUUUUAAGUUUGUAUUUUUUUUUCUUUUGGCUAAUUUAGCAGAUCCUGGCUUGGAAAUUUUUGCAUUGAUGUUGUCAAAUGAUAAAAUUCAUACCCACUAUUUAUUGUCUUCAUCAUUCACACAUUUUAUGGGCUUAAAAUGCUUCAACAGUAUGCUAUAUUGGAAGAAAUGUACUGUUUUUUAAGUUGAUAAAAGUCAGGUUUUAAUGCUGUCAGGCCAGGAGUAAAAGGGAAACCGAAUGCCUUACUAUGUUUGAACGCCAUUUAAAAUGACUCCUUAAACUAGCUAUAGUACUGAAGGAAUUUUUGGAUGAGGUCAUUUAAAGAUAUACCAGUUUGAACCUUUUCAAAAUGGUGGACAAAGAGGCAGCCAUUUUGAUGCUUUUGGGUCAGAGUCAUCUCCUCCACUUUUUACAACAAGUAUACCUUUAAAGUUAUUGAAAUUAAGAAACAGUUUUUUUGUGAAUUAUAAAGGUGACAACAUUGUGAUUUAGGGUGUUUUAAGAAGCAAGUUGUUUGUAGAUGUUUCAGUCUUUUUGCAUACAUGUUAAGGAUAAGGGAUUGUUUAUAUAGACUGCCUUCUUAAAAAGUGCCUGUAUAUAGAUGGCUGCUGAGAGUUAAAAUUGUUAUGUGAUGAGUAAAGUUUGUUGAUGACUAGAAAUUGUGCCAGCAUGUGUUGGAACUUCAGUGAAAACUUUUGCAUACUGUAUAAACUACUUACUAAAUAUAUUUUUAAGGAUCUUUUGAAUAUGUAGAUUGGUUCCAGAAACUUUUCGGGGGGAAAUGUUUAGAUCUUAAAAAAAAGCUCAAAGUUAACCAGUCCAUUAAUGCAUUUUGUAAGCUCAAGUUUAUCCAGUCCAUUAAUGUAUUUUGUAAGCUCAAGUUAAAUAAUUUUAUGUAUGUGAUGAUUAGUAAUGCAUUGUUACACGCCGGUUUGUUAGGAUCAAUAUGUAAAUUUGAUACAUACCUUGAAAGUCUGUAAAUUAUUGAUGAAAGGGAAGAAAUCCUGAUCAAAAAUCAUUUUACAUUUUGUUUACUGAUCAUUAUAUAUAUUCAGAGUAAGUGUCAUUUAACAAUGUUCUAUUAAUAAACACAGUGUCAUUUAACAAUAUGACUGUAAUAAACACAGUGUCAUUUAACAAUGUUCUAUUAAUAAACACCGUGUCAUUUAACAAUGUGACUGUAAUAAAUAUAGCUGGAACAUGAUGUGUCAUUACACAGUGUUCUAUUGAUUAACAUUGACAGUGUUAUUGAAUAAUGUUUUAUUAAUAAAUACAUGUUGUAUAGACACAGUUAAAUACAGUUGUCAAUAAUGUUAUUAAUAAGCAUGGAUACAGUCAGAUAUAAGUGGGGUUUUUUUUGGGGUUUUUUUUUGAGAAUUUACUUAGAGCUUGGGUAAAGAAGAGACAUUGCUAUGCAGGUGUAAAAAGAUUUUUGUAUGGCUCACAGAUAUGCUUGGAAGGUGUUUGUAUUGGCUAUGUUGAGAUAUAGUGUUUAAUAAAGCCAUUUUGCUUACUGAAUGUUUAGCAGUGAAUGUAUUUUUAAACAGAUUGUCUAUGACUAUCAUAUAAAAUAGGAUUUCCAGGAAUACUGCCUUGUGUACUGUAAAACACUUCCAAUUUGUGCAGAUUUUAUUUCGCAAAAUUUCUUUACUUCAUCAGGUUUUAAUCCAGUUCAAGUUGAAAUCGCAAUUUUCUUAAAAGUUAAGCUGGAAAAUGCAUGGUACGGACAUAAUUUCAGAUAUACUUAAUAUUAGGCCAAUGCAAAUAUUAGGGGAAAGUGAGUACAGUUCUGACAAGGAAGUGUUUUACAGUAGACAUACAUUGGAUAGGCCUGUGUUCUUUUUUAUAAGGGCUCAAAACGAUAUGUACAGUUGACUCAUCUGACUUCAGUCUGAUUAUGAUAAGGUAGCAGUUAAUCUUGUUGCUUGCCAAGAUUUCUAAAAAGAAAUGUGUACUAUGUGUGUGCAGGUGCAAAAACAUGAAGGAUCCUUUGUUAUGUUUCGUAUAUGUCUGUUUUUUCGUACUUAUAACAGUGCUUGUAUGUAAAAUUUGCUUACAUAAAAAAUGUAUGUUCAAGGUGAUACCUUAUUAAGAUGUGGACUGUAUUUUCCACUAUGAUAUAUUAGGGAAAGUGCUUAAUAAGAAAAAUCUGAUAUGUUUAAGAUACAGUAUGUAAAACUAUUGUUAAAAAAGAACUUAUUUGGAAAAAGAUCUGUAAGUGUUCUAACACAUUUUUUUUUCGACACAGUGAACUAAUUUGCGAAUUCAUGUGUUUAAAUGUAACAUACAUAGCGAACUGUUUGUAAAUAUUGGUGAAGGAUCCAUGUUCCAAGAGAAAUCAUUGCAUACAGAUUAAGCUUUAGAGCUUAAAGAAUAUGAGCUUAGAGCUUAAAGAACUUUGAGAGCUUAUGUUUAUAUACUUUUGUACACAGUGCUCAUGAAACGUGCUUUAUGAAGCUUGUUUAGAUACAGACUUGUCACAAUUGCUAUGUAUUAUUUGAUUUUUAUGCUUCAACAGUUAUAUUCGAUAAACAGUUAUGUUUGGUAAAAGAUUAUGUUCGGUAAAUUAAUGAUUACCUUUGGUAUGAUUAUAUAUGCAAAUUAUCAUGUUAAUUGGUAGAUGAAUUUGCAGGCCAACAGAAUUAGACUUGAUUUGAGCCUGGCUUUAUUGGUGCAAUCUUGUUCUAUGUACACUGGGAUUUAUUCAUGAAUAUUCAAACUACAUCAAAGUUUUGAAAACAAAAUCUUUUUUUCGAAAUCAGUAACUUGAAAAUUGUCGAGAAGAAAUGAUAACUAGGUGCCAAUAGAAAGCCAGUGGUCUUGAGUGGCAAUAGAAAAGCCAGUGGUCAUUUAGUAACAAUAGAAAGAAAAUUGUAUUCAGUGGCAAUAGAAAGCCAAUGAUCCUAAGAAUCAUUAUAAAGCCAUCAUAUUAUAAGAGUGGCAAGGUUCUUUUAUUUGGAUUGUCAAGGACUACUGAUGUUGUGAAUAAAAUCCCAGUUGAGAAUCUAGGAAAACUUGUGCAAUAAUAAAACAGUGUUUGUAUAGUGGUGUCAAUAGAUUUAGCUAAAUCAUUUUUCACAAAUUUUUACUGUUAACACUAUUUACUUGUUAUUUCUUAGGAGUAAUUUUUACAAAUUAAUAAAGAUCUGUUUUUCUAUAUACAUAGAACUCUGUGUUCACAAUAAAAUAUCAUAUUUCAUAGAAUAUUUAUAAUUUGUAUAUACUCCUUUUUUUUACAUUCUUUUGUUACUUCUGUUUAGAAUUCUAACUAGCUUUUUUCCCCACCAAUCGAAAUGUUAAAGAUUAUUAUCCCAGCCUUAGUGAAAGGUUUAUUAUGGUUUUAAUAAGAUUUCCAGUCUUAUUGAUGAAGUAGUUACAAAAACAUGAUGUCAUAAAGAAAUAUAACUCCUAGCAGUGAUUACCUCUCCUUGUAUAAUAUUAAUCUAUGCCUUUAUGAAUGAAUAUUGCAUAACAUGAAAAUAGCGCCACUGACCAAAAGAAAAUCAAAUUGAAAUUUUUUAUUUUGAUUUUUUUUAAUGUUAUGGUAGACAUUAGUUGCAUGUCUCAGAAAAAAGUUCAUGGAUAGUUAAAAUUAACAAAUAAUCAAGACCUUCGAGUUGUUUAUCGUCUAAUUUACCACGGUUCAGAGUUAAGAUGUGUCGGAAUUAAACCACGAGGGCGUUAGCCCGAGUGGUUAAAUACUGGAGCAUCUGAACGAUGAACCAUGGUAAAUUAGACAAUAAAUAACAAGAAGGCCUUGAUUGUUUUCAUUCUGACAUGCUCAUUGAUAUAUUUUAAUAGAUAUUAUACUGGACUUCAUUUACGCGAGGAGUAAUGUAUCGGACGUCAUACGGCAAAUUGACGUCAUAAUGCUCUAUUACUGGUCCGCGCGUCAACCGUUGUUUAUCGCAGAAUAUACAGAGCUUGAUUUCCUUCUUUGUUUAACUGGAAAUCAAACCGAGUCAUGUUAGAAUAAUUAAAUAAAGAGAGAUAAAAAAAACUGUUUAAAUAUAGCUCUCUUCUGCAAGGGGAGGUCACUCUGUAGGAGAUUGACAAAAAAUUAGAUAUGGUAUACUUUGAUGGUUUAAAACAUUCUAGUAUAGAGGGCAAUAGAGAACAUAUUAAAAAAUGUUACGAAGGGCAGUAUUUAAAUAGUGCUAGAUAAGGGUUUGUUAAUGGGGGUUAUCAUGUUAGAAAAAAUAAACACCAUGUUAUUAGAAAGUAUAGUUUUUUUACAGAUGCUUAUUAUCAGUUUUUCAUGCAUUUUUAAAGGACAUUACAGUUGUUCAAGAUUUCAGCGGUUAGUUUAGAAAAAGCAGUCAUUGUAUUAUUUUUCCAAACAUUGUUGAUUUGGGAGAUGUGUUAUUUUUUUUUAUUCAAACAUGGUGAUUCUUUAAUGUUUAUGUAUUCGUAUAUUUAAUAAAUUUCUUCCAACAUUCACAAAAUAUUAUUAUCUAGUCAAUGUUCCUUUAGCAUUAGCGUAUUAACUGCAGUAUUCUUAAUGCUGAACACUAUGGUUCAACUAUACGUACAUAUGAGCCGUGCCAUGAGAAAAUCAACAUAGUGGGUUUGCGACCUGCAAGGAUCCAGACCAGCCUGCGCAUCCGCGCAGUCUGGUCAGGAUCCAUGCUGUUCACUAACAGUUUCUCUAAUUGCAAUAGGCUUUGAUAGCGAACAGCAUGGAUCCUGACCAGACUGCGCGGAUGCGCAGGCUGGUCUGGAUCCUUGCUGGUCGCAAACCCACUAUGUUGAUUUUCUCAUGGCACGGCUCAUAUAUAUUUUUUACUUCUGAAUAUUUUCAGACAGCUUCAAUUGUAUUGAUAAUAUUACUUAAGCGUCAUAGUGUAAAGACAACUUUAAACAUGAAAAUUGCAACAUGACCAUGACCUUUUAGAAACGCUUUUUCAUAGAUGUUGCUUUUGGUGUUCAAAUUUUGUUGCUUUGGCAAUUUGUGAAAACAUUUACUGUAAUGAUAUAUAGAUUAACUCCUAGAGUGUUGUUGAAGGACUUGUUAUAGGCUGGUCAGAUGCACUCUAGGGAAGAACGGAGCAAACACAAGAGUAGAAUAAACCGUCUCUCUCCUAAUGUAAGAACUGGCAAUUAUAGGGUCGGGGAAAUAUUUAUUGUGUUCAGACUUUAACAUAGUGUCAUUACCAACUUACUGUAAAAAAUUUUUUACUGGGUUCAAACUUUGCUAAUUACAGUAUGCUUAAUAUUGCAAUGUUUAUAAUAUAUAUAUUAUGUGACCUUCUUUUUUGCAUCAUUGUUUUUGUCAUUGCCAGAAAUAAAAAAAAGAAAAAAGCCA